AGCUGUAAACGCACCACGAGUGCGUCAUCGCCUCUCAUGACAAUAGAAUGAGGAAUCCUCAUCGCAUUUAUCUCGCUGAGGAUAACGCGUUCUUCUGCGGACUUUUCACGACUGAGGAAAGAGAAACAGUGAGGCUUAUCCGGGACGGUUUCCAAAAUAAGAGCGGCGAGGCGCGGCUUCAAAGAGCAAAACAGGGUUUUAUAGUGCAUCACCUCCCAGCCAUGUGGUAAUCAUCUGAACAUCACCCAGAAGAUACUCUGAGCUCAUCGACAACACCUGCAAUGGCCCACCAUUAUGAGUCCUGGUUACGGACGGCACCAUCUAGUGGCAGCGCCGAAGACAUUAACAACAUCCCUUCGUGGUGGGAUCUCCAGCGUGAUGUUCAACCAGGGAACUGGAUUGAUCUCCACACAGGGCAAGGCUUGCCUUCCGCGAGUCCAGGGGGCGCCAUGGGCGUGCAGUCGUCUUUAGCCUCCUAUGGUUCUGACCCGCAGCUGUGCUCCUUGCCUCUCCCGCAACACGUACCGCCUUCACACUCCUCUCACCUCUUCCCUCAGGAAGGCUUCAAGAUGGAGCCCAUGCCUCCUGAAAUCCUGCAACAGGAACCAUUCUCGCUGGAGGAGCCACAGGAGAACGUAGUCUCGUCCCGUCCAAAGUCCCAGCGACGUUCCUCCAGAGGUGGCGGCCAGGCGGCGUGUCGCUGCCCCAACUGCGUUCAUGCCGAGCAACUGGGUCAGAGCACGGACGACAGCAGGAGGAAGCACAUGCAUAACUGCCACAUCCCCGGCUGUGGCAAAGCCUACGCCAAGACCUCCCAUCUGAAGGCUCACCUACGCUGGCACAGCGGGGAUCGGCCGUUUGUCUGCAACUGGCUCUUCUGCGGCAAGCGUUUCACUCGCUCGGAUGAACUGCAGCGCCACUUGCAGACGCACACCGGCACCAAGAAGUUUAGCUGUGCGUCGUGCCCUCGGGUGUUUAUGCGCAGCGAUCACCUGGCCAAGCACAUGCGCACACAUGAGUCCCCGGCAGGGCAUGGGGAGGAGAGGCUGAACGGAGAGGGAAAGGUCUUUCAUGCCUCCAAAAAUCCUCCGUCGUCCUCCAACAUGUCAGCACCUGACACCUCAGAGCCUCAACCGAAGUUGAAAUGUGAGAUAGACCCCUCAGUCUCCAGUGGGACCGGCUAGUGCAGCUCCUUUCGCAAUUUUAUUUCAAGGGUUGCCAUCUGUUGCACUUUCGGUCAUAAGACUUUUACCAUUGAGCGGUUUGGGUUGAGAAACGGAAACAGAUGAUUUCAGACACUUAUACGCACCGGUAAAUGAUUGAUAUCGACUGGACCUUCAACUCCGUGAUUGAAUAGAAAGGCACUCAGUGGAGUACAGACCUCUGCCAGGGGAAAUGGAAUUGUGGUGUUUCUGUGUUUGUCCAUCUGCAUGUUAGCAGGUUUCUAGAGGAUGAUGUAAGGCCGUGUCCACAUGAAUGCCGAUACAGUAAUCCCUUGUUUAUCGCGGCUAAUUGCUCGCUUAGUUGGGCCGCGAUAAGUGAAUUUCCGCAAAGUAGAAUUCCUUAUUUAUGAAUUGACUAUUUUCGUAGUUAGAGAGUAGAAAACCUGUUUACCACCUUCUAAUUAAGUUUUUAACAUUAUUAGAGCCCGCUAGACAACAAAUAACACCCCUAUAGUCACAUUUUCACUCGUAUUACCCGAUGUAGUAAGGCAUAUUAAGAAAAUAAGACAUAACAUAGACUUACACACGUUAGCAUUGGGAGAGUUCCUUGUUGUUGUUCCUUUUCUACUUCCAGUGUUUGUACAGUACUUCCUGUCUUGACUAUUGCCUCAUCAGUGUAUCACUGACACCAAUACUGCCUCAUAUUUGUUUUUUACUUCCUUUUUUAUGCUUGAAAAUGCUUAAUUUAGGCAUGGCUCAGGUAGUAGAGUGGUCGUCUCCCAACUUGAAGGUUGCUGCGUCGAUCCUGCGUCGAUCCCAGUCAUCUCAAAGGGUCCUUGGGCAAGAUACUGACCCCCAAGUUGUUAAUAAUAAGCGGUACUCAACCACAAAGCUGCAAUGAUUUGUUUUAAUUUUUUUUUUUUAAACGGUGAUAGAGCCAAGCAGCGAAAUUGGAAGCGUGAAGUGGCGAGGGAUUACCGUAUUUUAAAAAUGCCUAUUUUUCUAUGCACUUUUGCGCACACCUUUCAAAACCUUUCCCGAUGUUUUGUGGUAAGUGUGGCUUAUUUUAAAGAACAUCUCACUAUACUGUAUUGAUGAACAGAGUUACAAUGUGCGACCAAGUCAGCUGUGGUUUGCUCUUCCAGGCUUCUGAUUGGCCAAAAGGCAUGUGACAGCCUGUGAAAGUCUUUUAAUGCGGCCAUCAUGUGGAUGGAGAUUUGUUUGACACGGGAGUGGGGCAAAUAUACCUUUUUGAAAAUAUGAAUCUUAGGGUGGACUACGUCUGCAACUAAGCAUUAUUAUUAUCGGUUACUCUGAAACUUGUCCAGUAAUCAGUUAGGCUCUGGACGGACCAGAUCAAUAUGAACCAAACACAAACAGCUAGCGGUUUGGUCCACAACAUAUCAGAAAAGAGGCAAACAUGUCAAUGGCUCUUUUUCAAACUCAAAGGUGAGGCGUGUGGAUGCCAUCUUGUUUUGCCUGAGACACAAAGAUCAUAGGUCUGCUUCCAUUGAUUACUAAGGAAAUUAAAAACUAUCCACACUGGAGAGGCUGAAUGAAAAAAUGAUUCAUCAAAUACCCAAAAUAGCAGCAUAAUUGAUUAAUCAUCGGUUCAGCGAUUAAUUGAUGCCUGGUUCCAUCUUGAUCCAAAUGGCAGAAAAGAUGCUCUGCAAAAGUAAAAGCACAAAUCUUUUUUAUAUGUGCAUGGAGAAUAACGACAGUAGAUCCCCUCUGUUUUACGUGCAGGUUAUGUUCCAAGAAUGGUGAAAAAUGGCAAUCCAUGGACGAACCCAUAAAAAGUCCUAAAAAUGCCAAUUUUUCAUGUUCUGAACAACGUGUGCCCACCAUUCACCACUAUUAGCCCUACUUUGGCAAAGUGAAAGGAGAGGUGAGUUACUUUGGUUUUAUUUACAUGAUUGGCAAGAUUUAAAUACUUUGUUGACAAAGCAAAACCCCUCUCAAGCAGUGCAGUUAUUUUGUGCUAUUUUGCGCUCUAAACCCUAUAACGUGCCUCUCACAGUUAUUAAACACACGUUAAUAUCAGUUUUACACUUUAAACAAUUCUAGGCACACACACAGUAUGCAAUAUUGCACUUAAAAUUUGCAGUUACACCACAUCAUGUCUUGUCAAAGUGUCUUUCUGCUGGAAAAUGUUGAGUGAAUUGACUUGUGAGAUGAGCUUC
Molecule: messenger RNA, 3346 nt
Organism: Dunckerocampus dactyliophorus (ringed pipefish)
Lineage: Eukaryota; Metazoa; Chordata; Actinopteri; Syngnathiformes; Syngnathidae
Gene: sp6
Product: Sp6 transcription factor
Exons: 2
Coding region: 282-1184 (300 amino acids)
Biological process (GO): regulation of transcription by RNA polymerase II
Molecular function (GO): DNA-binding transcription factor activity, RNA polymerase II-specific; RNA polymerase II cis-regulatory region sequence-specific DNA binding
Source: RefSeq, a predicted model, not a curated record